AUGACGCAUUGUAAUGAUGGAUCUGAGCCCAGUUCAAGUAUCAAAAUAGUGAAAAGACAACAUCCUAUGACAGAAAUUGGGAAUCAUCCUGAAGGGCAGGCUCCAGCAAACAUUGAGAAUACAACAGAUGAAGAGCGAGAAUUCACUGUGAAUUUGGGAGAUGGUGGAAAGGAGCAUGUGGUGAAAGGCACGAUCCACAAUAGCCUGCUUACUGCCCUCAAGGCUUCUGAAGAUAUUAAGGCUUACAUGCAAAAAAAGAAGGGCAAGAUGUACUUGAUAGGGAAGAAAGGGAUUGAGGGUUGUGUUAAUUUGGGGAUGCCUCUGAAAUAUGUGCCUGGUGGCUCCCAAUUUGGAUUGAAAUUUUACAGUAAGCAAACUAAGAGCCCUGAUGAACUGGAAUACAGGCAAGAUGAAAUGAAGAGCAAGGAAUGUGUCUUGUUCUUUGUUGCUCCAAAUGCAAAUAAAUUUGAAACCAAUGAGCCACUAAGUCAUAAGAUAAUUCGAUGUAACCAGCUUCUUAAAGAACAUUGCAAUCUAUGUGUCUUUGCUCCAAAAGAAGAAUCCACAAAGGAUGCCAUAUGUAAAGAUGGCCGCUUUACACUGCUUCUAAAAGAAAGAGAUUGGGUGCUAAUGGAGAAUAAAAUGUCCAUACCAAACAGCCACACAGUGAAUUCAUUAUCUAACAGGACCUUUAGAAUUCAUGUGAAGACUAAGAGACGGGUCAAUGCUACUAAGGGUCCAAAUAAUGAACAGAUCCUUCCAGUUUCUCAAGCAGCACAACUGAAAGCUUUGUAUUCUUUUAAAUCUAAUCUCUUAAACACAUAUCCUGAUCUGGAGAAACAGAGCCAAUUAAUCAUUACCUUCUUUCAAAAUCACAAGGAGCAACUUCAAGUGUGCAAAGAAAACUUUGCUAAGGAGAACAAUACCUCAAUUCCAGUUAAAUUGUCAAGUUUCCGUGCUAAUUUCGGUAAAUCAGUUGGGUAUAUAGAGUGGGGCAUUUUUGCAAAGGAGGGCUCUGCUACUUGUUUUGUCUUGUGUGGCAAGUACGUACUCACCUGCCACCAUGUGAUAAAAUUGAUAGUUGGAGAAGGCAUGGAAGAAAAAGACUGGGCACUCAAAAUAAGCCAGUCAGCUCGUGUGACUUUCUCUUAUGAAAAUUCACACCCUGAUCCUGAUAACUGGUUCACACUUGAAGAAUGGUUUGAAAUAUCAGACAACGAUCUUGAUUUUGCUGUCCUGAAACUGAAAGAAAAUGGAAACAAAAGUUCACUUCCUGGCAGCUUGGUGCAGUUCAUCUUCCCUCCACCAUUCAAUGGUCUUAUUGAUAUCAUUGGUCAUCCAGAUGGAGAAGCAAAGCGGACAGAUCCUUGUUCUAUUAUCAGUGUGUAUGAACGCAAAGAAGAGAGUACUCGUCGCUUACAGCAGGGACAAUGGACACAAUGCAAUUACUUCCAGUGUGGAAUUGAUGCCAAGGGUAUAAAAUGUAUCCAUGUGUACAAUCCUAGAGAUUUCCCAGAAAUCAUUUAUAAUCAUAAUGCAAUCACCUAUGACACCUCUUUCUUCCAUGGCUCUUCAGGCUCACCUGUGUUUGACAGAAAUGGCCACUUAGUUGCAAUGCAUACUGCAGGAUAUCAUUAUGGAGGAAAGUAUAAAAAGAAUAGCAUAAUUGAAUUUGGCUAUUCAAUGAAAUCAAUCCUCACAUGGUUCAGUCCCAUUCGGUUGGAGCAGCCAGCAGAGGGCGCCCUGGUGCUGGUCAGAGGGGCGGCCGAGCAUGAGGGGCCAGCUCGCCGGGCGGAAGGUUGCAUUGCUCUCGUUGUGCGGAGAAACCCCCGCUCACCCGGACUCCUCGUAGAAAGGCGGCGUGUGCGUGUGUGUGUGCGUGUCAGAGGAAUCAACAGGGAGGUGGAGCCGGAGCUCUUGCUGCAUCCAGCAGCCAGGGAAGAGGAGGAGGGGGAGACGAAGAAGACGAGGGAAGGAAACUAG
Anolis sagrei ordinatus is the source of this 1983-nucleotide messenger RNA. NCBI's taxonomy places the organism in Eukaryota, Metazoa, Chordata, Lepidosauria, Squamata, Anolidae. The record is from RefSeq and is a predicted model, not a curated record.